AUGGUCAUUGGGUGCAUCGUCCUCGUCGUUAAAGGCUCUGCAGCUGUUGGUGGUUUCAGUAACGCCUGGGGCAUAGCAGAGAAGAGAUCCCGGAUCAAGUUUGAUGAAUUCAGCUUCGAUCCCAAAACCACGCAUUCGGUGUGGGCAUAUGUAUUUGGAGCUGGGACCAUGUGGGUGGGUUCUUAUGGAACCCAGCAAGCGGAGGUUCAGAGGGCAUUAUCUUGUUCAAGUCUCAGAGGCGCUAAGAUGGCUCUUGGCAUCAACGCAGUGGGUUAUUUCUUGGUGUACGUUCUCCUGGUGAUGGUUGGAAUCAUAAUGUUCGCCUUUUACAGCGACUGUCACCCCGUCAGCUUUAACAUCAUAGACAAGGACGACCAGCUGCUUCCCCUGAUGGUGAUGGACAUCCUGGGAGAUGUGCCGGCGCUGCCAGGACUCAUAAUAUCCUCCAUACUGUGUGGGAGUCUCAGCACGAUUUCGAGUAUGCUGAACGCUCUCGGCACUGUGAUCCCGGAUCAACUCAUCAAGCCAUACUGCCUGAAGCACCUCUCAGAUAAAGGAGAAAUGAGACUAGCUAAAGUUUCAGUCCUGAACGGACCCAUGGGGGCGCUGAGCGGUUACUUGACUGGAAUUCUUAUCACAGGAUGGAUUUGUUUCGGAAGCUUCGUGCACAUGUCAACGUCGCAUGGAGUCAAAUUUUUAACUCACGGCUGCAAUUGGAACGCUACCUUCACCUCUAACAACAUAACCCCAACAACUACGACAGAGGCUCUGACGUCACAUGAUUCAAAGAACAUGUCAAAUACAACGCCUGACGACCCCUUCUACCCGAUGUAUCGCCUGUCCUACCUCUACUACUCACUGGUUGCUUUGUUUGUUGUCACCAUUGUCGGCUCCAUUGUCAGUUUCUUGACAGGUCCGGUCAAGUCUGAGUCCCUGGAACCUCGCCUGAUCUGUCCUUUGUUUGACAUGCUCUUCCCCUUCUUGCCAGAAUGUGUUCUCAAACCUCUCCGAUUUGGCAUCGUCCAUGAAGGGAAAUAUGCUGUAGCAGAUCCAGAUCAGGAUGUAGACGUGUCCGGGAUGAAUGAGAAGUUCAUACCUUUACGUGACUUGGCAGAGAACAAGAGUGGACACGCUGAAGAUACAACUUGGAACAAAAAAUUGUAG
Messenger RNA from Haliotis rufescens (red abalone), 1164 nucleotides. Its product is annotated as sodium-coupled monocarboxylate transporter 2-like. The record is from RefSeq and is a predicted model, not a curated record. The transcript is spliced from 10 exons. Gene Ontology annotation, biological process: transmembrane transport; sodium ion transport. Lineage: Eukaryota; Metazoa; Mollusca; Gastropoda; Lepetellida; Haliotidae. Bases 1 to 1164 code for a protein of 387 amino acids. Gene Ontology annotation, cellular component: membrane. Gene Ontology annotation, molecular function: symporter activity.